AUGGCCACCAACGGACAUGCGUCAAACCGCUUCCUCAUCUGGGGUGGCGAAGGCUGGGUUGCGAACCACCUCAAGGUCCUCCUCGAGAACCAGGGCAAGGAGGUUUACACCACCACCGUUCGCAUGGAGAACCGUGAGGGCGUUCUCGCCGAGCUCGACAAGGUCAAGCCCACCCAUGUCCUCAACUGUGCCGGCUGCACUGGCCGCCCUAACGUCGACUGGUGCGAGGACAACAAGGAGGCUACGAUGCGAUCCAACGUUGUCGGUACCUUGAACCUCACCGACGCUUGCUUCCUCAAGGGCAUUCACAUCACCGUCUUCGCCACCGGUUGCAUCUACCAGUACGACGACGCCCAUCCCAUCGGCGGCCCCGGCUACCUCGAGACCGACCCCGCCAACUUCAAGGGCAGCUUUUACUCUGAUACCAAGGGCCAUGUCGAAGAGGUCAUGAAGCACUACAAGAACUGCCUCAUCCUCCGUCUCCGCAUGCCCGUCAGCGACGACCUGCACUCCCGUAACUUCGUUACCAAGAUCGCCAAGUACGACCGCGUUGUCGAUAUCCCUAACAGCAACACCAUCCUGCACGAUCUUCUGCCCGCCUCCAUUCUGAUGGCCGAGCACAAGGACACUGGCAUCUACAACUUCACGAACCCUGGCGCCAUUUCCCAUAACGAGGUGCUGUCUCUGUUCAAGGAGAUUGUGCGUCCCGAUUUCACGUGGAAGAACUUCUCUCUCGAGGAGCAGGCCAAGGUCAUCAAGGCCGGCCGCAGCAACUGCAAGCUCGACACCACGAAGCUUGUCAAGAAGCUCAAGGAGUACAACUACGAGGUACCCGAGGUGCACGACGCUUACCGGGGAUGCUUUGAGCGCAUGAAGGCUAACGGCGUGAAAUAA
Messenger RNA from Colletotrichum truncatum, 894 nucleotides. Its product is annotated as NAD dependent epimerase/dehydratase. Gene Ontology annotation, cellular component: methionine adenosyltransferase complex. Gene Ontology annotation, molecular function: methionine adenosyltransferase regulator activity. Lineage: Eukaryota; Fungi; Ascomycota; Sordariomycetes; Glomerellales; Glomerellaceae. Gene Ontology annotation, biological process: S-adenosylmethionine biosynthetic process. The record is from RefSeq and is a predicted model, not a curated record.